Messenger RNA from Arachis stenosperma, 327 nucleotides. RefSeq lists its product as uncharacterized. The record is from RefSeq and is a predicted model, not a curated record. NCBI's taxonomy places the organism in Eukaryota, Viridiplantae, Streptophyta, Magnoliopsida, Fabales, Fabaceae. The transcript has 3 exons. Bases 1 to 327 code for a protein of 108 amino acids.
AUGACGCGGGGUGGGGGGAAGGGGAGAGGGGGAGGAGGAGGGGGAAGGGAAAGGGGGACGGCGAGCCACUGCCAUUGGAUUUCGCCUCACCGCCUCGCUUCUGCCGCCCCACGCCUCGCCACCUCCGCCUCGCCGCCUUACGUCGUCACCUCCGCCUCCGCCUCACACUUUGCUUCUGCUUUCUUGCUUUCUGUUUCUGUUUGUGUUGGUGUUGGUGGUGGUUGUGGUGGUGGUGCUGGUGGUGGUUGUGGUGCUGGUGCUGGUGUUGGUGGUGGUGGUGGUGGAGGAGGUCAUUGUGUUGGUAGUGGUAAAGAUUAUGAUGGAUAA